UACUCUAUUCUGCGGAUCCUUUAACCAUGAAUCAUUCAUUACGCGUACCGGGGACCCGAAGCCUCACCUGGAGAGGAAUCACUUUGGAGACUAAUGACUUGUGGUGACAUUUGUAAUGUUAAGUUAUAAACACUUAAACUUCUUGAGCCUACGGUCAUAAUUUAUCCGGGGAACUAAAGACGGCUCCUGUUAACUCUAACAGGUAAACACAAGAAAGAACAUUCAAGAGAAGAAAAGUUUUUAUUGAAGCCCUUCCUGCCGCCAUGCUCCCGGCUCAGGAGGCCGCUAAAAUCUACCACACCAACUACGUGCGUAACGCUCGGGCCGUGGGCGUGCUGUGGACAGUUUUCACCAUCACGUUCUCCGUUAUCACCGUGGUGGUGUUCAUCCAGCCAUACUGGAUCGGGGACAGCGUCAACACGCCGCAGGCCGGAUAUUUUGGCCUCUUCCACUACUGCAUCGGGAACGCGCUCACCUCGGAGCUCACCUGCAAAGGGAGCGCGCUGGACUUCGGCUCCAUCCCGUCCGGCGCCUUCAAGACGGCCAUGUUCUUCGUGGGGAUCUCCAUGCUGUUGGUGGUGGGCAGCAUCGUCUGCUUCAGCCUCUUCUUCUUCUGCAACGCGGGGAGCGUCUACAAGAUCUGCGCGUGGAUGCAGCUGGCCUCCAGCACAUGCAUGGUGAUUGGCUGUAUGAUCUAUCCUGACGGCUGGGACUCAGACGAGGUGAAGCGCAUGUGUGGCCAGCGGACCGACAAAUACACCCUGGGAAACUGCACGGUGCGCUGGGCCUACAUCCUGGCCAUCAUCAGCAUCAUGGACUCGCUAGUCCUCUCCUUCCUGGCCUUCAGCCUGGGCAACCGGCAGGACAAGCUUCUGCCAGAGGACUUCCAGGUGGAGGAGAAAGAUAACGCCUAGGCUCCCUGUGGAAAACGGAGGGAAGAGGCUUUAUGAGGAGCACUGCCGACUCGAGGGAUUUAAAUGUAUUCCAAGGCUCAGGACAUGAUUAAAAUCAGAAAAAAAUAACUACAAGAAGUUCAAUCGGUCCUUUCCUCCUUGCCACGGAAUUGUGGCAGCUUAGCAACAGACUUUGAAAACAUGGGAAGUCACUGUCCACCUGCUGCUCAGAUCUUGGGAUUUGUAGCAGAUUGCUAUUGUAUUUUGGACUAAAAGUGAAGGAACAUGCUGACCAGAGCAGCUCCUUGCAACUUUGGAGAGUUGUCAUAAAUGCUAAGCAGGCUGUCUGAAAUGACAUCAUUAAAAAUGUUUGUUUAAAAAAAAAAGUAUUUAUCUAAACAUGUUACCACAAAACAGGUGUUCAUCAUUUGACAUGCAAAGUAAUGUGAUAUAUUUAAGGAACCUUUGGAGAGAUUUUGGUUAGACAUCUUAAUAAAAUAUGCUUCCACAUCAGUUAGUACUCACUGAAAAUACAAUCCCACUCUACUGUAUCUGCCUUCUGAAGGUCCUAAAGAUGAAUUAGGUUAAUAAUGUGCUUUAAUAUAGAAUCUUUAGGGAUUUAUCUCCCUAUUUAUACAUGUCAGAGAGUGGAGACACUGCAGUGGCAAUUUAUGAGGAAAAUACAAUCUAGUAAGGUUUUGAAAAAUUUAUUAAUUACCUACAGAAAACAAAAUUAACAAAUGAAGAGCGGAGACAAACAGGAGAGGAGACUUUGUAUAAAAAACAAGCAAAAUAGUUUUGAGGGGGAUACAAAGCAUUACAGUAUUUGUUUUUAUUACAAUCUAUUUCCAAAUCCAACACCUCCAUAUACAGUGGAAACACUUGAAGUUUUAAUGGAAAUCCCAUGAACCGGAAAUCACAUGAACAUUCAAGGCAUUUCUAAAAAGUAAAAAAA
Messenger RNA from Etheostoma cragini (Arkansas darter), 1848 nucleotides. RefSeq names its product LHFPL tetraspan subfamily member 5a (gene lhfpl5a). The coding region runs from base 264 to 914 and encodes 216 amino acids. The transcript is spliced from 3 exons. Gene Ontology annotation, biological process: detection of mechanical stimulus involved in sensory perception; sensory perception of sound. The record is from RefSeq and is a predicted model, not a curated record. Gene Ontology annotation, cellular component: plasma membrane. NCBI's taxonomy places the organism in Eukaryota, Metazoa, Chordata, Actinopteri, Perciformes, Percidae.